AUGGAGGAUUUGAUAUCAGAUCUAGUCCGCGACUGGGAGCUCCAAUACACAAUCAGACCGGGGUAUAUUGUUCAUACCAAGUACAUAUCGGAUCCCGCCAGAGGCGUACGGCGGAUGGCAAUCGAGGAAAAAUGGGAGCGAGGCGACGCCAAAGCCCUCGGCCACGGCACCUUUGGCACCGUCUGGUUUGAGCGAUGCACUUCAGGUCCCAGCGCUGGCCAAGUGCGAGCCGUAAAGCAAAUCUAUAAGAACUUUAGCCCCAUGUCCGUUUCUGCCAAGGCCCUGUCGGGGGAACUCUCUGCUAUUAUGAAGUUCUCUCACGAAUUGUAUCGGCAUUGCUUCGUUCAGUCAUUUGGGUGGUACGAUAGUCUGGAUUAUCUCUAUAUUACCAUGGAGUACCUCCCUCGUGGCGACUUGUCGAGAUAUCUGAAGAAUCCUCUUCCAGAGGCCGAGGCUAGUUUGAUAGUUCUCCAGCUCCUGGAGGGACUUGAGAUUAUGCACAGGAAUAAGUUUGCCCACCGAGAUUUGAAACCAAAUCAUGCCGGCCCAAAUUGGUGGGUUAAGAUUUCCGACUUUGGUACGACUAAGCAGAUCGAGACAACUGUCCUGCGCACAGGCGUAGGGACCGAGACAUACCAGGCGCCCGAAGUCCGUGGAAUCUUCACACCAGCUGACAUGGCGGACAAUACCGAACGGCUCUUCCCUCUUGCGGUAGACAUCUGGGCAGUCGGCGCCAUUGCGUUUAGAAUGGCCACCGGGCGCACACCAUUCGGUGCUCCGCGGGACUUGUAUGCCUAUGUUGUCCAAGGUUCCGCGUUUCCCUUCGAGGAAUCUCUCAGUGCGGAGUGCAAUGCAUUUGUUAGCAGCGCAAUGCACGCCUCACCAAAACAACGACCAAGCGCGGCAAAAGCCUUAUCUCACCCGUGGUUAAAUCUAGCUUCAUCUAUCUCAGCAGAUUUGCAUGAGGAAAUUGUGGUUCCGGUUGAAGACCUCAAUCUGGGAGCUGAAAAUUCGACUGUUGAGGCCUCGGCAGAGUGGCCAACUGCGUCAAGUGGCAUCAACGUGAAAACAGAUUCGUUCAUCAAAGCCUCGGGCACGUCUAAAUCUAACACGCCAAGAGUAAGCUUACUUGCGGACGUUUCAGCCAACACUUGGAUUGGUGUCCGCCCAGAGCCGCCGAACGAUGGAAAGCCCCCCCCUGAAGAGGGUUUUGAGUUUCAGCAGAAAAAGAUUGGCUCUUCUCCUUGCGCCACGAAUGCAAAUCAGACCUCCGAGAAACUCAGAAACCCGCGUGCCCAAGCUCUAAGGGUAGGCGAUAGACACGACGGCGCGAUAGUAUCCACCGCUUACAGCCCAGACGGGAAAACUCUCGCCGUAUGUACGAAGUACGCGAUUCACACCUAUACCAUGGGAGAAGAUGGGCAGUUCAACGACAUGGAUACCCUAAGAAAUCCUGCCUGGCAGUUCAUAGAAUGCAUGGCAGUGACUGACCGGCGAAUCGUUGCGCUGACGCGUAAACUUGGCGGCAAUCAUUCGCUUGAACUGUGGCGAAAGAGAAAGGGACACUAUGAAUCCAAACACACGCAGCCAUUGCGAGCUGACGAACUCUACUUCGAUGCUUGGGCCCUCUCGCAGGAUUCGACAACACUCGUACUGGGCUGUAAUACAACAAGCAAAUAUGAGCCUCAUAUACGUGCGUUUCACUUAUCCGCCAGAGACGAAUUGUUAUCCCUGUUGUCGACAAAGCUUGAAAAACGUGUUAAGUACAUUAUGGUCUCUCCGGAUGGGCGACAGUUUGCAGCACAUGCCGUUGACUCCAUUGGUUCCACCAUUUGGCGGUCUCCUAGCAGAACUACGUUUGAGCAAUUCCAGCAGCUAUCGGGGGAUGUGAUAAGUUUCUCGGCGGAUCACAGCCUAUUGGCUAUGAUGAGCGAGGAUGAUAAAGUAGUUCUUCUACGCAAAAACAUACUCGGGUCGUAUGAGGAGAUCCAGCAACUAUGGGGUCAGGAGCCAAACAUGGCUGCGUUCUCAUCUGACGGAACAUUCCUGGCAACAAUUCAAGCGAGACCGCGGUCUGGGGUUGCCAUAUGGGUGAAGAACGUGCGCGGAGACAAGUUUGAUGAGACAUGGAUAUUGCCUAGUCAAGGCGAUGUAGUAUCCAUUACCUUCUCACCAGACGCGCAACAACUAGUGAUCGGAUCUAUUGAGGACGCUACGAUUUGGCGUUUCUGA
Molecule: messenger RNA, 2232 nt
Organism: Clonostachys byssicola
Lineage: Eukaryota; Fungi; Ascomycota; Sordariomycetes; Hypocreales; Bionectriaceae
Source: the annotation of a GenBank genome assembly